Acromyrmex echinatior (Panamanian leafcutter ant) is the source of this 2197-nucleotide messenger RNA. RefSeq names its product tubulin beta chain. Gene Ontology annotation, biological process: microtubule-based process. Gene Ontology annotation, molecular function: GTP binding; GTPase activity; structural constituent of cytoskeleton. Gene Ontology annotation, cellular component: microtubule. Lineage: Eukaryota; Metazoa; Arthropoda; Insecta; Hymenoptera; Formicidae. The record is from RefSeq and is a predicted model, not a curated record.
AUGCGGGAGAUAGUACAUCUUCAGGCAGGCCAAUGUGGCAAUCAGAUUGGAGCAAAGUUUUGGGAGGUGAUCUCGGACGAGCAUGGGAUCGAUCCCACUGGCACGUAUCACGGUGACUCGGAUCUGCAGUUGGAGCGAAUAAAUGUUUACUACAACGAGGCGACGGGCGGUAAAUACGUGCCACGUGCGAUUUUGGUCGAUUUAGAACCUGGAACAAUGGACGCGGUUCGUUCGGGGCCGUUCGGUCAAAUAUUCCGGCCAGACAACUUUGUGUUCGGGCAAAGCGGCGCAGGUAACAACUGGGCCAAGGGACAUUACACCGAGGGCGCCGAGCUCGUCGACUCCGUCUUGGACGUCGUUCGCAAGGAGGCCGAGAGCUGCGACUGCCUCCAGGGAUUUCAACUGACACACUCGCUGGGCGGUGGCACUGGUGCCGGCAUGGGUACUCUGCUCAUCUCCAAAAUACGCGAAGAAUACCCUGAUAGAAUCAUGAUGACCUUCAGCGUGGUACCUUCACCAAAGGUAUCGGACACCGUAGUCGAGCCCUACAACUGCACUCUCUCGGUACAUCAGCUGGUGGAGAAUACAGACGAGUCGUAUUGCAUAGAUAAUGAGGCGCUUUAUGACAUCUGCUUCCGGACUCUCAAGCUGACCACGCCAACCUAUGGUGAUCUCAAUCAUCUCGUCAGCGCGACCCUGAGCGGCGUCACCACUUGCCUGAGAUUUCCCGGCCAGCUUAACGCAGACCUAAGGAAACUCGCCGUCAACAUGGUCCCUUUCCCGCGACUGCAUUUCUUCAUCCCCGGCUUUGCCCCUCUAACUUCUAGAGGUUCGCAACAGUACCGAGCACUCACGGUACCCGAACUCACUCAACAAAUGUUUGACGCGAAGAACAUGAUGGCCGCGUGCGACCCGCGACAUGGUAGAUAUUUGACAGUGGCCGCAGUAUUCCGUGGCAGGAUGUCGAUGAAGGAGGUGGACGAGCAGAUGCUCAACAUCCAGAACAAGAACAGCAGCUACUUCGUCGAGUGGAUACCGAGCAACGUGAAAACUGCCGUUUGUGACAUACCCCCGCGGGGUCUGAAAAUGUCCGCGACUUUCAUUGGCAAUUCUACGGCUAUUCAGGAGCUGUUCAAGAGGGUAUCGGAACAAUUCACCGCGAUGUUCCGACGCAAGGCGUUCCUGCAUUGGUAUACCGGCGAGGGUAUGGAUGACAUGGAGUUUACCGAGGCUGAGAGCAACAUGAACGAUCUCGUGUCCGAGUAUCAGCAGUACCAGGAGGCGACUGCCGACGAAGAGGGAGAGUUUGAUGAGGAGGAAGAGGGCGAGGGUGAGGAGAAGUGAAGAUCGUCCCCAUCUCCGGAAGAUGUUUAUCGAGUGCUCGCUACACCUGCUGCUUCCUUUCCGCUAUCGUCGCUUCUUUACGUAGUUAUAUCGUCCCACCCUCGUAUCUUCUUAGAGUGUAAAAUAAUAUGUAGCCGAGCCAACGUCGGCCGACAGCUUGUUGUUCCUUGUCUUCCGCGUGUCUCCCAUCGUCGAAAGUAUAUUACGUGCACAAAAUAAAAAAAAAAAAAAAAGAAAAGAAAAAAGGGAAAAAAAAGAAAGAAAAAGAAAAAUAAGAAAAAAAGAUGAGAAAAGAAAGAAAAAGAAGCUCCUGCUACAUUUUCCCGCGUAAGAAGCACUCAUUUCUCUCGCAUCCUCUUAACCAUGUCUAGAAACAGAACGACGAAAACGGAACACUCUCUCACUCUGGGGUUUGCGCGUGGUUUCCGGGUAACCUCCGGUCGCUACGGAGAUAAUGCGAAAUGUACGUAUCGGGGAAACGUUUCCUGUUUCCUCUCCUUCAAGUAAAACACCACGCGCAAGCACCACUGACGGCGCUUGCUUACCUUCGGUUACGUACUCCAAGUCAAAGAGAGAAGGGGAGAGGAAGAAGAACACUUUAUACCUUAAUUAAAAAUUGAAACCGAUCUCUUCUUCACUACGCGUUCUGUACAUUUCGAGCGGCGUACUCUAUUCGCAAUAUUCCUUGUUACUCAGCAGCAACGUAUAUUCAUUAUAUGCUUCUCGCAAUUAAAUUUAUUAUGUUUUAUUCUCCCUGUAUUUCAAUUUUAAUACGCGCUUUUAAUUUCACGAUUACUUCUGUUAAUUUUAUUAAAUGCUAUUUUCAUUCGCGGAAUAACGGCAACGGUCCCCC